CCCUGCUCCCGAGAGCAGAGGAGAGUAAAUACAACAGGAGCGCAAAAUGGCGGAGCCGCUGAGCCCAACGCACAGCGCUGCAGCCGCUGCAGCCGCAGCCACCGUCCCAGAGAAAGAACCAUUUGGCAAGCUGCAGACCGCCUCCCGGGACCCACCGGGACCUCUGUCCGCCAAGAAAGUCCGGACUGAGGAUAAGAAAGCGCCGCGGAGACUGAACGGAGAAGGGAGCAGCGGCGGGAACAGCAGACAGCUGCAGCCUCAGGCUGCACCUUCGCCUCAAAGCUAUGGCAGCCCCACGACUUGGAGCUUCACCACUCUGUCUCCUGCCCCCUCCCCGUCCUCUGCUCGGAGCAGUUUCUCUUUCUCUGCUGGCACGACUGUCCCGUCCUCAGCCUCUGCUUCCUCGUCUCAGCCGGUGCCGCGCAAACUGCUGGUCCCUCCUACGCUGUUGCACGCUCAGCCUCACCCUCUCCUGCCGGCCGCCGCCUCCUCUGCCAACGCCAAGGCUCGCAGACCCAAGGAGAAGCGAGAGAAGGAAAGGAGGAGGCACGGCCUCGGCGGGGCAGGCGAAGCCACCCGGGAGGAGAACGGGGAGGUGAAGCUGCCGCGAGAUAAAAUCAAAGAUAAAAUUAAAGAGAGAGAUAAAGAAAAAGAGAGAGAAAAAAAGAAGCAUAAAGCAAUGAAUGAGAUCAAAAAAGAAAACGGAGAAGUAAAGAUUUUGCUGAAAAGUGGGAAGGAGAAACCAAAAACAAAUGUAGAAGACUUACAAAUUAGAAAGGUAAAGAAGAAAAAGAAAAAGAAACACAAAGAGAAUGAAAAACGGAAGCGUCCAAAAAUGUACAGCAAAUCUAUUCAAACCAUCUGCUCAGGAUUGCUAUCUGACUUUGAAGAUCAAGAACCUAAAGGCAUCCUAAGUGAUAACAUAAAGGAUUACAGUGGAAAGAAUUUGAAUACCAAGAACUAUGAUUCCAAAAUUCCAGAGAACAGUGAGUUUCCAUUUGUCUCACUAAAGGAGCCACGGGUUCAGAAUAACCUCAAAAGGUUGGACACUUUGGAGUUCAGACAGCUCAUUCAUAUUGAGCAUCAGCCUAACGGAGGUGCGUCAGUUAUCCAUGCCUACAGUAAUGAACUAACCCAUCUGUCUCCUAUGGAGAUGGAGAGGUUUGCAGAAGAGUUUGUGGGUCUAGUGUUCAGUGAAAAUGAAAACUCUGCAGCUUUCUAUGUAAUGGGUAUUGUUCAUGGGGCAGCUGCUUAUUUACCUGACUUUUUAGACUACUUUUCAUUUAAUUUUCCCAAUUCACCAGUGAAAAUGGAGAUUUUGGGAAAGAAGGAUAUAGAGACAACGACUAUGUCCAAUUUUCAUGCUCAGGUAAAAAGAACAUAUUCUCAUGGUACUUACAGAGCUGGCCCAAUGCGACAAAUCAGUUUGGUGGGAGCAGUUGAUGAAGAAGUGGGAGAUUACUUCCCUGAGUUCCUUGAUAUGUUGGAAGAUUCACCAUUUUUAAAGUGUACACUGCCAUGGGGGACACUAUCUAGUCUAAAAUUAGAAAGUCGAAAAGAUAGUGAUGAUGGUCCCAUCAUGUGGGUACGCCCAGGAGAACAAAUGAUCCCUGUGGCUGAUAUGCCAAAGUCACCUUUCAAAAGGAAAAGAACUACCAAUGAAAUAAAAAACCUGCAAUACCUACCUCGAACUAGUGAACCCCGUGAGAUGCUCUUUGAAGACAGGACAAGAGCUCAUGCAGAUCAUAUAGGACAAGGUUUUGAACGACAGACUACAGCUGCUGUUGGAGUGUUGAAGGCUGUGCACUGUGGAGAGUGGCUUAAUCAACCCCGAAUAACCAAAGAUGUCAUUUGUUUUCAUGCUGAAGAUUUCUUAGAAGUAGUUCAACGAAUGCAGUUAGAUUUACAUGAACCUCCACUAUCCCAGUGUGUCCAGUGGGUCGAUGAUGCAAAACUUAAUCAACUGAGGAGGGAAGGCAUUCGCUAUGCCAGGAUUCAGCUGUAUGAUAAUGACAUUUAUUUUAUCCCAAGGAAUGUUGUUCAUCAGUUUAAGACAGUUUCAGCUGUAUGCAGUUUAGCAUGGCAUGUUCGACUCAAGUUAUAUCACUCAGAGGAAGACACUGCUCAGAGUACAGCUACUCAUGAAACAGGCACAUCACCAGAUUCCACAUCAUCAAUUCUUGGAUCUCACACUGACAGUAUGAUUUGUGCUGUAAGCAAAACCUCUUUGGAGUCUCUUUUUUCAGAUAAACUUCAUUCUAAAUAUGAAGUACAGCAGAUUAAACAUGAACCUGUUGCAUCUGUAAGAAUCAAUGAAGAAUCUGUGAAUGUUUAUGUUUCUGAAAAGACUAGAGCACCGAAUGAUAUGGAUGGCAAGAAUGUUAAAGCAAAAUUGGAUCAUGUUCAAUUUACAGAAUUUAAGAUUGGUGUGGACUCCAAAUUUGAAAAUAGCAGCAAAGAUUUAAAGGAGGAAUUGUGCCCUGGAAGUCUCUUAAAUCUAGUUGAUACAAGGCAACAUAGUUCAGCACAUUCAAAUCAAGAUAGAAAAGAUGAUGCUAAAUAUGUACAUACCAUUUAAAAUCCUUUUAAAAAAAACAGCAAAAACUUAAUAAUGUAAUAAAGAUUCAUGAAUUAUGAAAGCAAGCCAAGGACUUGCUCCCAAGUCUGUUACAAAAUAUAGUUUAUGUAGCUUUGUAACAUUCCUCAGUGCCUGUCCAUAACUGUGAAGUAUCAAAGCACUUAGGGCCAGAUGCACUGUAAACAUUGCAGAUUUAAAGAAAUGGAGUCUUUAAAAAGUUAUUUGAGUUGGAGUUGUAGGUUUUAGGAUGGAGCUGACAUUAACAUAUAUAUAUAUAUAUUUUGUAAUAUGAGCCAGAAUUCUUUUUGGACAAUUUAAGGCUUUUCCAUAGAGCUUAUUUAUACUAAUUUUUUUUUCAUUUAAAAUGUGUCAGCACUGUAGUGUAAAUAGCUUUAAAAAUUUUUUUAGUGUGAUUUAUACUGAAAUGUGAGCCACUUAAUAAAGGUUCAUAAUAAAUAAGUUUUCUGUCGGGUAUGCAAAAAGACAAAGUGAAAAUUCAGUUAAAUCACAUAUUUGAUCUCAUGUGUCUGCUGGUGUAUCCAUUUAGAGUGGUAAAGGAGUGCAAAUGUACAUAUUCAAAUCUCGUGAAUAUUUAAAUUCCCCACAUUGUGCAAGCAUUUUUUAAACUAAGAUUCAGUUAUAAAAGCAUAUUUAUAUAUGUGUGUGUAUGUAUGGGAAUAUAUAUGUAUAUCUUAUUUUACAUAACUCCUUGAAUUGCUGAAUAGAUGAAUAUGUGAAACUUCCUAGCCCUACUCCCUGGCAUACAUUUUAAAAUAUUUAUAAUCAACAUUAAAAAGGCAGUUUAGGUAAUAGAAAGAAUUUUGUAAAGUUGGGCAAAUAAAGGUCUCAGUGAUAUUUAACCCUUCUAAUUAAUGAAGUUCUGUGGACAGGCUACAUUGCCCCUAACGUAAAUUUUCUUUAUAGUGUAUGCAAUGAUAUGAAGUUGAGAAAAUUUUCUUAUUAAUAGGCACAUUUGUUAUACUUAAUAGGAGCUGAGUAAAAAAUACAGAAAAUUUAACUGUGAGCAGUUAAAAUCCUUAUACAUUUUUCUUGCACCACAGGAAGGAAAUACGACAAAUAUAAAACCUUAAAAUAAGGGCAGUGACUCAAACAGAGAUGUAGCUAACAAAAUAUGUUUAUCUCUUGUUUCUAAGGAUCCCUCUCUGCCUACCCUAGCAAGGUAAAUAAGGGUACAGCUGAUCCUUAAAUGAUGUGGGUUUGAACUGCACAUGUCAAUUGAAAAAAACCUGUGUGUAAGCGGGCCCACACAGUUCACUUGUUCAAGGGUCAACUGUACUUCUUUUUCAAAAGAAGCUCUACAAAGUAAAAUUAGGGUAGAAAACAGGAUUGCCAGUGCCUAGCUAAAGAAAAACAAAUGUCUUCAAUGAUGGACUUUUCAGCACUAUUUUAGCUGCUUCCACUACUAUAAUUAAAAGUCAAACAAAUGUCUUUAAUGUA
Artibeus jamaicensis (Jamaican fruit-eating bat) is the source of this 4036-nucleotide messenger RNA. It is a transcript of the gene RSBN1L, whose product is annotated as round spermatid basic protein 1 like. The coding region runs from base 47 to 2578 and encodes 843 amino acids. The transcript has 8 exons. The record is from RefSeq and is a predicted model, not a curated record. Gene Ontology annotation, cellular component: nucleus. NCBI's taxonomy places the organism in Eukaryota, Metazoa, Chordata, Mammalia, Chiroptera, Phyllostomidae.